AGCAAUAACAUCAUUGGUCCGGCGGGAUGGAAUACCUUUUUGCUUUGCCUCGGGGUGAUUUUUCUAUUUGGUCGCGAAAGAGUACUGUUCUUUGUUUGGUGAAACGACAUGGCUCCAUCGAAUAAUCUGGUAAGCUAGCAAGUAUUGUAUCAAAAUGUCAUUGGUCGGUGCUUGAAAAAUGUUUUCUCCCAAAAGGGCGUAUAUGUGGAAAAAAACACCCUUCUUUGGUGCAUUUGUUUGUUGUUGUUGCCUUUCUGACUUCGUUCAUGCGGCACGAAGACCAUGUCAGGCAAGUAUGGUUGGGCUCCGAAUUUCUCAGCUGGUCAUGAAUGUAGGAAUAUCGUUGGGUAGAGGCUCAGAUGAUCAGGCACAUGAGCAAGGUAGCACAUCUGCCAUCACGUUACCAGCACCCAUCAAAUCCUGUACAACCGAGCUGUCAAAGGGUUGACAAACAAGCGAGAAGAUGCUCAAAGCAUGGUGAUACACGAUAUCGCCUCUCUC
Messenger RNA from Aureobasidium pullulans EXF-150, 501 nucleotides. RefSeq lists its product as uncharacterized. Lineage: Eukaryota; Fungi; Ascomycota; Dothideomycetes; Dothideales; Saccotheciaceae. The transcript has a single exon. The record is from RefSeq and is a predicted model, not a curated record. Bases 179 to 448 code for a protein of 89 amino acids.